CCCACCCCCUUUUUCUCUCCCCCACCUUCAAUCCGUCUCCCUCUCCUGCGAUCGCCGAUCUCCUUUUUUGCGCCUCAGCUCGUGUAUCGUUUGCAUUCACUCUUCCCUUCAAUUCUCUCCUCCGUGUUUUUUUUCUCUUGUCGCGUUCCUUUUCCCUCAUCCCCAUUUGCAGUGGGAAUUUCGUCGUGGACUGCCAUGUCUGGAAGGUGGUUGUGGCUUGUUGCUGUUGUUCUCUUCUCCUCUGUUUUAUUCUCCUAGAUCUUCCUCUGACAACUUUCAGUGAGAACACCCAUUCGCACCUCUUUUAGAAACCCUGAUUUUCCACCGUUUGUUUCUGCAAUUCAGGUUGGUUAUCAAAUACUAUCUCAUUGAUUAGGUGCAGCUAUUGAUGGAUUGCCUAAGUAAAUUGAAUGGAGUAACCCAACAGUAGCAGAGGUGAAAAGGGGAAAAAAAAUUGAAGGACUUCUAGACCACAGUAGUCAGAGCAAACUGGGGUGGGAAAAAUUAGGGUUUCGUCGUAGCAAAGUAGGGUGAAAUUCGGGAAGCUCAGAUUGUGUGCUUAUUAAUUAAUCGUAGGAGUAUUUCUGAUUCCUCCUACCUAUUGAUACUUGAAAGCGGUUUCCUGUGAGGGGGAAAAACAAAGGCAGAAGGAAGAGAGAGAGAGAAAAAGAGAGAAAUUAUUUUGUCGGGUUGCGUGUGGUUUAUACAAACAAAGGCUGCUUAGCUUUCGUUGUGCUAUUUUUGCUGUUUAUCUUAUUCCAUAAGGUAAGUGGUGGUGAAGUGUGUUUCUUAUUAGCUUUUCUGAAGGGGCUCUUGAAUCUUCUUUCUCAAUCCAGAUCGUCCAUUUUCAUCUACUGGAUUGGGAUGGGAAGUGGGAUUGUUCUAAUCAUUGAACAAUUGGUUUUAUUCUAAAAGUCUGAUUGAGGGAAUCUUUGUCAGUAAGGGUUUGAAGGAUUGUGGUUGGAGAAAUGGCUAUGGUGGCACCGCAGCACAGGGAGAGAGAGAGUAGCAGUGGGAGCAUUACCAAACAUCUUGAUUCCGGCGGGAAGUAUGUCCGAUACACUGCGGAGCAGCUAGAGGCUUUGGAGAGAGUCUAUGCAGAGUGCCCAAAGCCGAGCUCGUUGCGGCGGCAGCAGCUGAUUAGGGAGUGCCCCAUACUCUCCAACAUUGAGCCCAAGCAGAUCAAAGUCUGGUUUCAGAACCGCCGGUGUCGGGAAAAGCAGCGUAAGGAAUCAUCUAGACUUCAGAGUGUGAACAGGAAAUUGACAGCAAUGAACAAGCUGCUAAUGGAGGAAAACGAUCGCCUUCAGAAGCAGGUGUCGCAGCUGGUGUGUGAGAACGGUUACAUGCGGCAGCAGUUGCACGGCGCACCUGUGCCAACUACGGAUGGAAGUUGUGAGUCAGCUGUCACUACAACUCGGCAUUCUCUCAGGGACACUAACAACCCUGCUGGACUUCUUUCUAUUGCAGAGGAGACAUUGGCAGAGUUCCUUUCAAAGGCUACAGGAACUGCUGUUGAUUGGGUCCAGAUGCCUGGGAUGAAGCCUGGUCCGGAUUCAGUUGGGAUCUUUGCCAUUUCACAGAGCUGUAGUGGAGUGGCAGCCCGAGCUUGCGGUCUUGUUAGUUUAGAACCUACAAAGAUUGCUGAGAUCCUUAAAGAUCGCCCGUGUUGGUUCCGUGACUGCCGUAGCCUUGAGGUGUUCACUAUGUUUCCUGCUGGAAAUGGAGGAACCAUCGAGCUCUUGUAUACACAGACAUAUGCGCCAACUACUCUGGCUCCUGCUCGGGAUUUUUGGACUAUAAGAUACACAACCACGCUGGAGAAUGGCAGUUUUGUGGUAUGCGAAAGAUCACUUUCCGGUACCGGGGCUGGGCCAACUGAAUCUGCAGCAUCCCAGUUUGUUAGAGCUGAAAUGCUUCCGUCGGGAUAUUUAAUUCGUCCAUGUGAGGGUGGAGGAUCGAUUAUUCACAUUGUAGAUCACCUUAAUCUGCAGGCAUGGAGUGUGCCAGAGGUGUUACGGCCACUGUACAAAUCAUCAAAAGUUGUAGCACAAAGAAUCACAAUCGCAGCACUGAGAUAUAUCAGGCAGAUUGCGCAGGAGAUGAGCGGAGAGAUAGUGUAUGGCCUUGGCAGACAACCAGCCGUUCUGCGAACUUUUAGUCAGAGACUAAGCAGAGGCUUUAAUGAUGCUAUCAAUGGAUUCAACGAUGAUGGGUGGUCCUUAUUGAACUGUGAUGGUGCAGAAGAUGUAGUUGUUGCCAUAAAUUCAGCAAAGCACCUCACAACUGGAUUAAAUGCCCUUUCUUUGCUCGGAGGCAUUCUCUGUGCUAAAGCAUCUAUGCUGCUUCAGAAUGUCCCUCCAGCAGUGUUGGUUCGAUUUUUGCGGGAGCACCGCUCGGAGUGGGCGGAUUUCAACAUAGAUGCAUAUGCUGCUGCUUCUUUGCAAGCAGGCACGUAUUCAUAUCCAGGAAUGAGACCCAUGAGAUUUACUGGAAGCCAGAUAAUCAUGCCCCUUGGUCACACAAUUGAACAUGAAGAGAUGCUUGAAGUUGUUCGAUUGGAAGGACAUUCACUUAGUCAUGAGGAUGGCUUUGCAUCAAGGGACAUUCAUCUUUUACAGAUGUGCAGCGGAAUUGAUGAGAAUGCUGUUGGAGCCUGCUCUGAGCUAGUUUUUGCACCAAUCGACGAGAUGUUUCCGGAUGACGCACCACUACUCCCUUCAGGUUUCCGGAUAAUCCCUCUUGAUUCAAAACCAGGUGACUGGCAGAAUGCAUUGACUCCACACAAAACACUAGAUCUGACAUCAACACUUGAACUGGAAACCAGCAAUGGCACUGAAGCUGGUGGCUUGUCUUGCAAUUCCCGAUCAGUUUUGACAAUUGCAUUCCAAUUCCCUUUUGAGAAUAAUUUACAGGAUAAUGUUGCAACUAUGGCACGCCAAUAUGUCCGCACCGUUGUUUCCUCUGUCCAAAGGGUUGCCUCAGCCAUAUCCCCAUCAGGAUUAGGCCCUACAAUGGGUCCAAAGCUAUCUCAGGGAUCACCCGAAGCUCAUACUCUCGCACAUUGGAUCUGUCAGAGCUAUAGCUAUCAUGCAGGAACUGAUUUGGUGAAGGCAAACUCGGAGAGUAGUGAAUCAUUGUUAAAAACACUUUGGCAUCACCAAGAUGCCAUCCUAUGCUGCUCAUUGAAGGCUAUGCCGGUUCUCAUAUUUGCAAAUCAGGCAGGCUUAGACAUGCUGGAAACUACCCUAGUUGCACUACAAGACAUCAUGCUAGAUAAGAUAUUUGAUGAGUCGGGGCGUAAGGCAUUGUUUUCAGAGUUCGCCAAGAUCAUGCAACAGGGCUUCGCGCACCUACCGAGUGGUAUCUGCAUAUCAACUAUGGGCCGGCAUGUGUCAUUCGAGCAAGCCAUCGUGUGGAAAGUGUUUGCAGCAGAUGAGACCACUGUCCACUGCCUUGCCUUUUCGUUUGUGAAUUGGUCCUUCAUCUAAUUGCGGCAAUAUACAUAUAUAUAUAUAUAUUUACAUGAGUAUGUGUAUGUGUUUGUGUAAGAGUUUUAGCGUAUGAUUGUUACUUGGGGUGAGAUUUGCAGUUUUUGCUGUGAAAGGUUUGAUGGUUUGAAUCUAAAUUUGCUGUGUUGAUGAUGUUAUUGAAGAAUUUAUUGUUCAGCUGAGUGUGUGUGUGUGUAGUC
Messenger RNA from Andrographis paniculata, 3691 nucleotides. RefSeq names its product homeobox-leucine zipper protein REVOLUTA-like. The record is from RefSeq and is a predicted model, not a curated record. Bases 969 to 3491 code for a protein of 840 amino acids. Lineage: Eukaryota; Viridiplantae; Streptophyta; Magnoliopsida; Lamiales; Acanthaceae. The transcript is spliced from 18 exons. Gene Ontology annotation, molecular function: lipid binding; DNA-binding transcription factor activity; DNA binding.